Molecule: messenger RNA, 1539 nt
Organism: Cladophialophora bantiana CBS 173.52
Lineage: Eukaryota; Fungi; Ascomycota; Eurotiomycetes; Chaetothyriales; Herpotrichiellaceae
Exons: 2
Coding region: 1-1539 (512 amino acids)
Biological process (GO): fatty acid biosynthetic process; secondary metabolite biosynthetic process
Molecular function (GO): 3-oxoacyl-[acyl-carrier-protein] synthase activity; fatty acid synthase activity
Source: RefSeq, a predicted model, not a curated record
AUGCAUUGUGUUUCGAAGCUCUGUGAUUCAGUGCCGGAACUAGCGUUUCCGCACGCAGGCGAACUUCAGGCACUGGUUCGGUCGAACUUCGAUGCCCAGGUAUUCUCUAAUGACGUGCCGCUGCGUCAACAUGCGUUGAAAUGUAUACUGAUUGACACGGCGAACUGGAACUUGGCAAUGACAGCUACCGUGUCGCAACUAAUGAAUUGUCCGCGAAUCUGGUAUGAAGCCCGUGAAAAUGUGGCACGAGAAAUUGGUUACGACGACGAGUUUCAUCAUGGACAAGGAGUCCUGAGCGUCAGCACCAACACAGAUGCUAUUUGUAGGCCGCUCGAUGUCUACCCUGACCACGCAGUGGCGGUGAGUGGCAUGAGUUGCAGGUUUCCCGGUGCCAAUUCCCUCGACCAGUUCUGGGAACUCCUUUCGAACGGAGUAUCAAAGCUGCGGGAAAUGCCAUCUACGCGAUUCUCGGCAGCCCAUUUGAGAUGUUCUAGCCAGGAACAGAAGCAAUGCUUCUGGGGCAAUUUUGUCGAUGACAUCGACGCAUUCGAUAACCGAUUCUUCAAGAAGUCGUCUCGGGAAGCAGCUUCUAUGGAUCCUCAACAACGGCUUCUCAUGGAAGUCGCCUAUGAAACGGUAGCAUCGGGAGGUUAUUUUUCAAUGCGGCCAGGAGUUGACUCUGAUCGUACUGGUUGCUAUAUCGGUGUCUGUGCAAACGACUACAACGACGUUGUGGCUUCUCAUCCCGCCAUUGCAUUUUCCUCUCCCGGUACAUUGCGAGCUCUUCUGAGCGGUAAAAUUAGCCAUUAUUUUGGAUGGACUGGGCCUUCGCUCACUGUCGAUACGGCAUGCUCCUCUUCUGCGGUUGCAAUCGAUUUGGCGUGUAAAGCCAUUGUCUCUGGAGAGUGUAGUCAAGCACUUGCCGGCGGGGUUAGUCUCUACACUAGCCAGUAUUUCUAUCGGAAUCUUGCCGCGGCUUCCUUUCUCAGCUACACCGGCGCUUCGAAACCAUUUGAUGCUGCGGCCGAUGGUUAUUUUCGCGGCGAAGGUGUAGGACUGGUCAUGUUAAAACAGCUUUCCGCUGCCAUUAGAGAUGGCGAUAUGAUUCGCGGAGUCAUCGCCGCUUCUGCUGUCAAUCAGAAUGCGAACGCAACCUACAUCACGGUCCCACAUUCGCCAUCCCUAGUCGAACUUUACAAGAGAGUCUGCCUCAAGUCAGAGAUCUCUGCAGAGGAUGUGUCGUAUGUGGAAGCACAUGGUACUGGAACGCCGGUAGGAGACCCAAUCGAAAUGGAAAGUAUUUGUCACGUCUUUGCUGGACUGCAUCGGCCUGACCUACACUUUGUGUCUUCCCUCAAAGGAAACAUUGGUCAUCUAGAAGGUGCAUCAGGGGUUGCCUCCCUAAUCAAGGUCUGUCUCAUGAUGCGCCAUGGGCAAAUCCCAAUUCAAGCGAAUUUUCGGAAGUUGAACCCAAAGAUAACACCGUUGGAGGUGGACCAUGUCGAGAUCCCUACCAAAACACAAAAAUGGAGCCAAUAG